Molecule: messenger RNA, 2952 nt
Organism: Epinephelus lanceolatus (giant grouper)
Lineage: Eukaryota; Metazoa; Chordata; Actinopteri; Perciformes; Serranidae
Gene: adra1aa
Product: adrenoceptor alpha 1Aa
Biological process (GO): phospholipase C-activating G protein-coupled receptor signaling pathway; positive regulation of cytosolic calcium ion concentration; positive regulation of MAPK cascade
Cellular component (GO): plasma membrane
Molecular function (GO): alpha1-adrenergic receptor activity
Source: RefSeq, a predicted model, not a curated record
AGAGACUUGGAGCACCUGAAGGUCGGGCGUUUGGACCGGCUGAUGUGAGAAGGGCUCUCCAUGAUGAGCGCACUUGGCGUUCCCGUUCACCGUCUCCGAGUGCGAGUCAGUGAUCACAAGCGCGUCCAAAUGUAGCUCAGGCGAGUCGUCGGGAUGUGAAAAUCAAACUCAAAGUUGAGGCGCUGGAUACUGUUGCUGUAUCCUGUGAUUGUGUUGAAGCUGAAUCUGACCCUGGGUUCAACAGGAAGAGCCUGGAUGUUGCCUGCUGCUCACCUACCAUCUCACCCAGAAAAGUGGUUUUUCACACCAAUUUUUUAGGAACACGUACUUGAAUUUUUCCCCCCAAAACUGCAGUUUUUGGUUCACAGCACAUACAAAGAUUUGUCUGUGUAUCCCAUCUGUAAUGCUUCCUAACAGUGUUUUUGUACCAGCUGCACAAUCACAGUUUUAACAUGACUAACAUUUCCAAGAUGGAUUACCUGAUUACAGCACAGUAGAUUUUUGUCUGCAUAUAUUACACCUCUCCCCCAGUGUUUUUGCAUGCAUCCUGUAGUUUUAUUUUUCUUGAUGCAUCGCCAGCAUAAUGGCUCAUUUGCCAGAGGCAUCAUCAUUCAAAUGAUGUUGUGACAAGACGGACUUAAUGUGAUCAUUACUCUAAUGGCUUUUAUGAGAAUGCCCUGAUGUCCCUUUUCUCCUGUAGUGAAACAAAAUAAAAUAGGUGUGUGUUACAGUCCACCUUUGCUGCGCAGGACAGUGUCGAUUACAGCUUAGUGUUGGAACAGAUGGUUCCUGUGCUGAACAAUAUGACCCCAGCUCCUCUGACAAAGAACUGUUCCAACUGCACCCAAGUUUUAGUCCCAGAGCUCAACGUGGUCAAAGCAGUGGUUUUGGGCCUGGUGCUUGGCGUAUUCAUUGUGUUUGGAAUUGUGGGAAACAUCCUGGUAAUCCUCUCAGUGGUUUGCCAUCGACACCUGCGGACAGUCACGCAUUAUUUUAUAGUUAAUCUUGCAGUGGCAGAUUUGCUGCUGAGCUCCACUGUACUGCCCUUCUCUGCCAUUUUUGAGAUUGUGGAUCGCUGGGUGUUUGGACGGGCCUUUUGCAAUGUUUGGGCAGCUGUUGAUGUGCUCUGCUGCACUGCCUCCAUCAUGAGCCUCUGCGUGAUCUCUGUUGACCGCUACAUUGGAGUCAGUUACCCUCUGCGCUACCCAACCAUAGUGACAAAACGCAGGGCGCUGCUGGCAGUGAUGCUGCUGUGGGUGUUGUCUAUCAUCAUAUCUAUUGGACCUUUGUUUGGGUGGAAAGAGCCGGCACCUGAGGACGAGUCCAUCUGCAAGAUCACAGAGGAGCCUGGCUACGCUAUCUUCUCUGCCGUGGGGUCUUUCUACCUUCCUCUGGCCAUCAUACUGGCCAUGUACUGUCGGGUUUAUGUGGUAGCUCACAGGGAGAGCCGGGGCCUGAGGGAGGGCCACAAGACAGAGAAGUCAGAUUCAGAACGGGUCAUACUCAGGAUACACAGAGGCAACACAACUGUAUCAGAGGACGAGGCUCUUCGCAACCGCACACAUUUCGCUCUGCGACUGCUCAAGUUCUCACGUGAGAAGAAAGCUGCCAAGACCCUGGGGAUUGUGGUUGGCUGCUUUGUGUUGUGCUGGUUGCCCUUUUUCCUGGCACUACCCAUCGGCUCCAUAUUUCCUGCAUACAGACCUUCGGACACUGUCUUCAAGAUCACCUUCUGGCUCGGUUACUUCAACAGCUGCAUCAACCCUAUAAUCUACCCGUGCUCCAACCAGGAGUUUAAGAAAGCUUUCCAGAGUUUACUUGGAGUUCACUGUCUGAGAAGGACUCCCAGACCACACCAUCAUCAUCUGAGUGCGGGUCAGAGUCAAGCACAGGGUCAAGGCCAGCCCCUCACGCUGGGCUUGGACAGCAGGGGGGCUCCCUGUCGGCUCAGCCCUUCCUCCUCUAUGGCCCUGUCCAGAACCCCUUCCUCCAGGGAUAGCAGGGAGUGGAAGGUCUUUCCCGCUGGCCCCACAGGCAGAUCUGGACCGACAGAGACAAGCAGGGAUAAAGUGGCCAAAAUCUGCAGUAAAAGCUUCCACCGGACCUGCUGCUGCAUCCCCAGGGGUGGGACUCCCCCGCAGGAGUCAAACUGCGCCCAGCCCCCUCCCGUUGGAAACCUUCCCACCAUUAAAAUCCACCAACUGUCCCUGUCGGAAAAAGGAGAUCCUGUAUAACCACUAUAAUCCUUUAUCCAUUAGUCAUGACUCCCCUUUCAAGGUCACUGAUGAGAAUAUAUUUCCCUUUGCUCUCUUGGAUGAGCUGUGAUGGAACGGUGGCUGCUUUGAAAUUUGAAAGUCUCAGCGUUGAUAUCGUUGUGUGAUUUUUCCUGGAUGUAAGAUCGUCAAAGACAUAUCUAUAUUUAUCUUAUGCUAUAUUUUACCUCUUUAAUAAGGUGGCUUUUCAGCUUUCGAAACACAAACUAGGCUAAUGCAGAACACAGUUUGGGAGGGGUGAAAAUAAGGCAAAAGUGUAUCAAGUUUUGUAAAAGUGUACAAAGAAAGAGAUCCUCUGAGCACUCUCCUGAGGUGGAUGGAAAGGGAAAAAAAACAAUACACAAUAAAGAGACCAAAAGCUUUGAAAAUGUUUACAUAUUUUAUAUUACAGAAGAGCAGUUCAAAUGUAUAACAAUGUAAGUGGGAACGUUUUACAUAUUGCAUGAUUUCACCAAAUGUUUCAAACAUGCUGGUCAGUGCUGGUGCUCCUGUUGUCUCCAAAGUUUGCCUAAUCCUGUUCCUGUUGUCAAAAUGUUGUUGGUGUACUGCUCCGUACACAUAAAUACCAAGGGACCUUGCAUACUCUCAUGUCACAUUACAAUAAAUUUGUAUGACGUAUUCCUAUGAAGGGAUGUAUAAGGGCAUUUUUGGACUCUUGUUUCUUUUCGGGUGAGUCACU